Messenger RNA from Esox lucius (northern pike), 7731 nucleotides. It is a transcript of the gene lamc1, whose product is annotated as laminin, gamma 1. Gene Ontology annotation, molecular function: extracellular matrix structural constituent. NCBI's taxonomy places the organism in Eukaryota, Metazoa, Chordata, Actinopteri, Esociformes, Esocidae. Bases 304 to 5088 code for a protein of 1594 amino acids. The record is from RefSeq and is a predicted model, not a curated record. The transcript is spliced from 28 exons.
GUAGUCGGAUAUAGUUCUUUUCGUUCUGAAGUUUCUCCAUGGCGGUGGGCACGAAGCACUGAUACGGUGGAAGUCUGUGAAACAGAAAGAAGGGUGCGCAAGUGAAAGGAGAAGAAAUCGGGAAGGAACAAACGCACUCGUGAAGGAAAAGCGAUUGAAACAGCUUUCCGCAUGGUUUUACUUGUUUUUAUCAAGUUCGCGGUAACUGGGUAGUUACCUACAAGUUGAAAGUUCGAAGGUGUAGAAGGAUUCGUGGAGCAGUAGCUAACGUUUUUGAAACUUGUGCCUUUAGAAUAGCUGAGAAUGCGUUGGUUUAUUCACGUUUUGUUUUCAUUUACUUGUUUGGCAGUAUGCAGCCACAGUGCUAUGGAUGAAUGCACUGAUGAUCUUAAUCGGCCUCAGCGAUGCAUGCCAGAGUUUGUCAACGCUGCCUUCAAUGUCACCGUUGUGGCUACCAAUACUUGUGGCUCUCCCCCUGAAGAAUACUGCGUGCAGACCGGGGUUACAGGGGUCACCAAGUCGUGCCACAUCUGCGAUGCCAGGGAUCCUAGACAACACCACAGUGCUGUGUACCUCACCGAUUACAACAAUCAACAGGACACCACUUGGUGGCAAAGUCAGACUAUGUUAGCGGGUAUCCAGUAUCCACACUCAAUCAAUUUGACUCUUCAUCUUGGCAAGUCUUUUGACAUCACUUACGUGCGACUGAAGUUCCACACAAGCCGACCAGAGAGCUUUGCCAUCUACAAGCGGACACGUGAGGACGGCCCGUGGACACCCUACCAGUACUACAGUGGUUCCUGUGAGAAGACCUACCAGAAGACCAACCGGGGCUUCAUCCGCACCGGCGAGGAUGAGCAGCAGGCCUUGUGCACGGACGAGUUCAGCGACAUCUCACCCUUGACCGGAGGAAACGUGGCCUUUUCCACCCUGGAGGGUCGGCCCAGUGCUUACAACUUUGACAACAGCCCAGUUCUGCAGGAGUGGGUGACGGCCACAGAUAUCAAGGUGACCCUGAACAGGCUCAACACGUUCGGAGACGAGGUCUUCAACGAUCCCAAGGUCCUGAAGUCCUACUACUACGCUAUCUCAGACUUUGCUGUGGGAGGAAGGUGCAAGUGUAACGGCCAUGCCAGUGAGUGUGUGAAAAACCCUGGCUUCAGCAAGCCGGUCUGCAACUGCAAGCACAACACGGAGGGGGACGACUGCAACCUGUGCAAACCCUUCUACAACGACCGUCCCUGGAGAAGAGCCACGGCCGAGAACCCUAACGAGUGUCUGCCUUGCAACUGUAAUGGCAAGAGUUCAGAGUGCUACUUCGAUCCCGAGCUGUACCGUGCCACUGGCCACGGAGGACACUGCCGCUUCUGUGCCGACAACACCGGCGGGCCCAACUGCGAGCGGUGCCUGGCCAACUACUACCGGGAUGGAUCUGGCAACCGCUGCCUGCCUUGCAACUGCAACCCAGUGGGCUCUCUGGCUACUCAGUGCGAUAACACGGGACGCUGCAGCUGUAAGCCGGGUGUGACCGGGGACAAGUGUGACCGCUGCCAGCCCGGCUUCCACACCCUGACCGAAGCAGGCUGCAGACCCUGUUCCUGUAACCCUUCCGGAAGCACACAGGAGUGUGAUGUCCAGACAGGCCGUUGCCAGUGUAAGGACAACGUGGAGGGCUUCAGCUGUGACAGGUGUAAGCUGGGCUUCUUCAACAUGGAUCCCCGGAACUCUCAGGGUUGCACCCCUUGUUUCUGCUUCCAGCACUCCUCUGUGUGUAACAGCGCUGAAGGCUACAGCAUCAGCACCAUCUCCUCCAGCUUUGACAUAGAUAAUGAGGGAUGGACAGGCCAACAGCGUGACGGCUCCCGUGUCCAAGUCCAGUGGUCUGAUGUUGGAGAGAUCUCCCUCAUCUCUGAGGACUACAAUCCUAUGUACUUUGUUGCUCCAGAGAAGUUCCUAAGGAAUCAGCUGCUGAGCUAUGGCCAGAAUCUCACUUUCAACUUCCGCGUGGAGCGGAGAGACGCGCGCCUCUCGGCCGAGGAUGUGGUUCUGGAAGGGGCUGGCCUCAGAUUGGCUGUGCCUCUCAUUGCUCAGGGAAAUACGUAUCCUGGGGAGAACAUGCAUACAUUUGUGUUCAGGCUCCACGACAGCACAGAAUACCCAUGGAGGCCCAGUCUCACUCACUCAGAGUUCCAGAAGCUUCUGCACAAUCUGACCUCCAUCAAGAUCCGUGGCUCAUACAGCGAGAGAAGUGCCGGUUACCUUGAUGACGUGACCCUGAUCACUGCUAGGAAAGGUCCCGGGACACCAGCUCGCUGGGUGGAGAAGUGUACCUGCCCCCAGGGCUAUGUGGGUCAGCACUGCGAGAGGUGCGCCCUGGGAUACCGAAGGAGUAGACCAGACCUGGGGCCCUUCAGCUCCUGCGACGCCUGCAAUUGUAACGGACACAGCGACACAUGCAACCCCGAUACAGGUAUAUGUGACUGCCAGCACAACACCGCCGGGCUCAGUUGUGAAAGGUGCAAAGACGGUUACUACGGCGACUCCACGGUCGGGAGUCCCAGGGACUGCCAGCCGUGCCCCUGCCCCGGAGGAUCCACGUGUGCCGUCGUGCCCAAGACCAAAGAGGUUGUCUGCACCAACUGUCCUGCCGGAACCACAGGGAAGAGCUGCGAGCUGUGCGAUGACGGUUUCUUCGGAGACCCGCUUGGCCAGGAUGGCCCAGUGAGGGCGUGUCGGGCCUGCAAGUGCAACGACAACAUCGACCCCAAUGCCGUGGGCAACUGUGACCGGGAGACCGGAGAGUGCCUCAAGUGCAUCUACAACACGGAUGGCUUCUUCUGCGACCGCUGCAAAGAGGGCUUCUAUGGAAAACCUCUGGCCUCCGACCCCAAGGACAAGUGCAAACCGUGUUCCUGCUCUCCAUACGGCACGGUCGGCCGGCAGACUAGCUGUCUUCAGGUGACGGGCCAGUGUACCUGCCUCCCCCAUGUCACCAACAGGGACUGCAGCGCGUGCGAACCCGGUUACUUCAACCUGCGCAGCGGGACCGGCUGUGAACGAUGCAACUGCAAUCCUAUCGGGUCCACCGACGGUCAGUGUGACAUCGGAUCUGGUCAGUGCGAAUGUCAACCCGGCAUCACGGGCAAACACUGCGACCGCUGCGAGGUCAACUUCUUCGGGUUCGGGUCAUCUGGCUGCAAACCGUGCGACUGCGACCCGGAGGGCUCUUCCACGGCCCAGUGCAAGGGGGACGGCCGCUGCGAGUGCCGCCCAGGCUUUGUGGGAGCCCGUUGCGACAUGUGCGAGGAGAACUACUUCUACAACCGCUCCACCCCCGGCUGCCAGCAGUGCCCGUCCUGCUACUCCCUGAUCCGAGACAAGGUGAACCAGCAGAGGCAGAAGCUGCACGACCUGCAGACGUUGAUUGACAAUCUGGGCUCCCCUUCGGAUACUGUGAGUGACAAGGCGUUUGAGGACCGUCUCAAGGAGGCAGAGAAAGCCAUCAUGGAUCUGCUGAAGGAGGCGCAGACCAGUAAAGAUGUUGACAAAGGCCUUCUGGAACGCCUGGGGGUCCUGAACAGCACUCUGACCACUCAGUGGAACCGUCUCCAGAACAUCAAGAACACUGUGGACAACACCGGAAACCUGGCCGACGAGGCCCGCAACCGGGUCCAAGAUGCUAAGGACCUGAUCGAACGCUCCCGCGAGGAACUGGACAAGGCGAAGGAUGCUAUCAGCAAAGUGGACAUCCAAACGCCGUCAAACACUGGAGGGCCUAACAAUAUGACCCUUCUAGCAGAGGAGGCUCGCAUCUUGGCUGAAAAACAUAAAAUGGACGCAGAUCAAAUCGAGAAGAUUGCCAAGGACGCCAACGACACGUCCACCAAAGCUCUAAACCUGCUGCUGAAGACUCUAGAUGGCGAGAACAAGACCAACCAGGACAUUGACGAGCUCAACAGGAAGUACAAUGAAGCCAAGGACCUGGCGAGGAACCUGGAGAAGCAGGCCAACAAGGUGCAUGCGGAAGCCGAGGAAGCUGCCGACAAUGCCCUGAAGAUCUACGCCAACCUGACCAGCUUGCCACCCUUCAACACUAAAUCACUGGAGGAUGAAGCGAACAAGAUCAAGAAGGAGGCGUCGGACCUGGACAAGCUGAUUGACAAGACUGAGAAGGAUUACAAUGACCUGAGGGACGACCUGAGGGGGAAGGAAGCCGAGGUCCGCAAGCUGCUUGAGAAGGGCAAGACGGAGCAGCAGACUGCAGAUCAGUUGCUGGCUCGUGCUGAUGCUGCCAAGGCGCUAGCGGAGGAGGCUGCUGAGAAGGGGAGGACCACCUACCAGGAGGCUCAAGACAUUCUUGGAAAUCUCAGAGACUUUGACAAGAGGGUGAAUGACAACAAGACGGCAGCUGUGGAUGCCAUGAGGAGAAUCCCAGAGAUCAACGCCACCAUCAACGCAGCCAAUGACAAGACCAAGCAGGCUGAGGGGGCGCUAGGCAAUGCGGCGGCAGAUGCCAAGGAGGCCAAGAAGAAGGCAGAGGAGGCAGACCGGAUUGCCAGCGCUGUGCAAACGGGUUCGGAGAAGACGAAGGCGGACGCGGACAAGGCCUUUGACGACGCCAUGAAGCUGGACGGGGAGGUGAACGACAUGAUGAAAGAGCUGGGCGCCGCGGAGGAAGAGCUGGCCAGGAAGAAGGAGUUGGCCGACCAAGACAUGAUGAUGGCCGGCAUGGCAUCCGACAACGCUAAAGAAGCGGAGGACAACGCUCGCAAAGCUAAAAGCGCCGUCAAGACGGUCCUCAGCACCAUCAACGACCUGCUCAAGUCCCUGGGCAACAUUGACAAGGUGGACCUAAGCAAGUUAGGCUUGAUUGAGGGGUCGCUGAAGCAGGCCAAGGAUAAGAUGGCAAACAGUGAACUGGACCGCAAGCUGGCCGAUCUGAACGAAGUGGCCAAGAGCCAGGAGGAGAUGAUCACCGACUAUGACAGACAGAUCACUGAGAUCCGGGCCGACAUAGCAAACCUCCAAGACAUCCAGAAGACGUUACCAAAUGGCUGUUUCAACACCCCGUCUCUAGAGCGCCCUUAACCCCCAUCUGUCCAUCCCCCUCCUCAUAUCCUGUCUGUACCACUCCUUUCCACAUCUAACACUCGGCCAGAAUGCCACCUUUUUACCAAAACAGUUUUUAUUUGUUUGUCUUGUCUUUUUUGUUUUGUUUUUACAAAAUCCCAAUUAUCAAGCCAAGUUUUGUGAAGCAAGCGAAGAGCUGAAGCAACUUUGACGUGUGGUAAAUGCAGAAACCUGAAAUGAACUAAGGGCGGUCGCCAAAAGCCGCGCGUCCAUUCUCCUUAGGUGCCUCAGAUCUGGAGAGGUGGCAUAUCUCGCUACAGAGUAAUCAAACCCACAUGACUGCACCACCUCCAGACUGUUCCUACACUACGAUGAAGGGGAAGGUUCUACCAUCUUGUUUUGUCACAACUGAAACCACGCCAACAGAGAAAACAAGAAAAUUCCUCAGCCUUUUUCAGAUUGGGUCUGACACAUGAUGUAUUUGUUUUUAUUUGAUAUGGUAUCAAAUACGCGCAUUCUGUGCCGUCAUUCUAGACCCUGGGGCAUGUUGGGAAUGGUUUGUCUGAGAUGUUUUUUUAUUUUUUUAGCUUUAGGCAUGUUGCAAAUUCCAAUACAUAUGUGCCAUCCUUGGUGUUAGCAACCAUUUGUUUUCAAAAACAAGCAGUGAAGGAAUCCUCUACGCUUUUAUGAUUAAUUUGCCUCCAUUUGCUCCCAAAGCUAUACGUCUUCUUGCAUUAACCAUGGAGGAAGUAAUCCUGUUAUUACACAUUUUAGUAACACUUUAUAAUUAUAUAACAUUUGUGAAGGGUUUAUGAAAGGGUCAUUAUUGCAAGAUUAUAGAUUAUUUAAUAAUUUCUAAAUCCGUUAUAAACCAUUUAGGAGCGGUCAUAUCGCAUUGGUCAACAUAGUGAGUUAAUUGCAGGGAAGGGGUGCGUUGAUAAAAUCUGAUAAGGGUUCAUUAGGUAGGAACGAUCUAAUUGAGUAAUUUUUGGUAUGUUCAUUUGACCAUGACAUCAUGGUUUUAAAUCUGGGACAAGGCAGUUUUCUGUUCCUGGGACAGAGCACGAGUGCAUCACACCCAAUCACAGGAAGUGUUACACACAUUUUUGCAGUAUUGAACAUUACUCCAUAUCCUGUUCCAUGUGCAUGACUGAAAACCUUUGGAAUUAAAUCAGCUGAAGGGUCUUCAAAUAUGGCUCUGAUGUUUAGAUAUUUCAGAUGGGCUUCGACUGCCCGGUUUAAAUCAUGUUUAAAUCAUGGUUGAAUUAUCAUUGUAUGUUUCUUUUUUUACACUACAAAUCAUGUUAUUAUAAUUUUUUUUGUUUUACAUGUUUUUUUCCCACCCGAAGCUGCUGCUUUAUACAGGUCUACUGCAAAACACAAAUUACCAUUUUUUUUAUUAAGGCAAAAUUCAACACUAUGCAACGUUGUACAUUUGCGUAGCAAGACUUUAUCUGAUACACUGGUGCUAAUAAUUAUUUCAAAUGUUAUAUUUUUGUGUGAAUGUUUUUUAUUAUGAUAUAGAGUGAGGAAUUGUUAUUUGUGUAAAUAUAUGCUUAAAUGAUUCAGGACUGGCUGAUUGUUAAACUCUAAACCCAGCAGCCUCCUCAUAGGUUCUGUCACAAAAUAAAAUCAACCGAGACCUCCACAUAAUAUAUAGAUCUAUAUAAUGAGUUCUGUGGUAUAAUAUGCUUGCUUGUAUACAUGGCUCAGUGUUGUUGCCUCAUAGCUCUGCCAUUAUUCAUUUGUGUUUAAUUCUCAGUGGGUUGUCACCAAUUAAUUGAUGAAUGCUUUUAUAACAAGAACCUCUACCCUUGAUUGACAAGAUCAGGACUUGCCUUUUGUGUUUAAAGGAUGGCUGUAAAGAAGCCACCCAUCUACAUUAAGCCUAACAUUUCAUUUUACUGAAUUUAUAUGCUUGGUCUCAAGUUGCUAGUUAAUCAUUUUUUUGUGCCUUAAUAUGUGGUCCUAAUAUUCACAUCACUUAGUCCCUCAUAGGGUGUCACAUUUUUUGUACACUUUACAUUUCAGACACUCCUUUCAGUACACUCCUUUCAGUACACUCAUUUCAGUACACUCAUUUCACAGACACGUUGUCUCCUCACACAUGGCCUACACAGGGUCCUUACAUUUCAGUAGAACAGCAGGGGUUUCGUCAAGGGGUCCAGAAGAACAGCCAGCCAGUAAAAGGAGUUAAAACCAGCCAGUUGUUUUCUCCAGUCAACAGCUCCGAUAUCCUUUCACUCCUUUGCAAAGCCUUUUCUCCGCCACGUCAUCUGUUCGGUCCUUAGGUUUUGCAAACUUCUUACCUCCUUUUAUAGAUGAAUGGAUCUACUUCGCGGCAAACCAUCUUUUGCCGUCCCUUACCCCUCCGAGUCACCACAAUGCCGUGGAUGGAUGUGCAACACAUACAGUUUGAUGUAUAAAACAGUAUUUCUAAUUUAUAAUGUCUCCAGUAUUUGUAUUAUUUUGUUCCAAUAGAUUAUAUGUAUGUGCUGCACAAUCUUUUGUCGUCCUUUGGCUUAUUGAGGGCAUCUUUUGUUUGAAUACAAGGCGCCUAUUCAUGAAACGUUUCGUUUGUGAGGACCUGAGAAAACCCUGCGUGUUACCCAUUUGCCUGUAAAUCCAAUUGUAACAUUAAUAAAAAAAAGUAUUACAGGA